CCACCCCCUGGACAGGCUGGAAGCCAGAGCCAGGCCAGGGAGCUCAGGCCACUGUGGGGAGACUUGGACCCUUCACCUGCCCGGGGGCCCAAGAGGAGCCCUUGGACCAUGUCCCCUCCCCCCAGGGCACAUUGUCCAGGGCAGGUGGAGUGUCGAGCUCCUCCCAGGGGCCAGGCUGGCUGGCUCUUACUAGGGCCUGGCUCCAGCUUCCAACCUGGCCUGCGGGUGGGGCCUUGGGAGGGAGGAGGUGGAGGAGAAGCAGGUUGUGGGGCCCUGUGGUGAGGGGGAGGGGCUCAGGCCCACCUCAACCCCCCCACUGGAAAGAGGCUGGUGCUGCUAGCAGGGGCUUUGCGCCUGCCUAAGACUACGCCGCCCAGGCUCAAAAGUGAGCGCCAGGCCUGGCCCUCCUUUAAAAAUGUGUGUGUGUGUGUCGAGGGGGGUGGGGUGCAUGGCUCCCGAGGAUUUCCCCAGUUCUUGGGCCCCGGGGGAGCAGGGGCCCAGGGUAAAUACAUAAAUCUGAAGCCACCUCUGCCUCGGGGUUGACGCCAGGCAAAUAUUAAAUAAGAGGGAGACUGGAGUCACCUCUCCACAGCCUCGGUGCAUGGGCAGUUUCUGCUCCCCGGCCUGUUUCCCUGUAAACGUCGCCUGCCCCAGCCACGCCUUGGAAAGAUGCCCGCCCUGCACCCCCAGGCAAUUGUCCUCCGGGCUGCAGAUAGUUCGGCACCCGCCAGCAUCCCUCCCGGCUCGAUGUGCCCAUUUUAUAGGGGCCCUCCCGAUUUUGGGAUCUUUUUCUUAUAUACUAACAAUAAUACCUAGCUGGGCACCAACCCACUGCAUUUGCCUCUGCAUCGCUCUUUUGUGGGCAGGGGGCCACAAAAUUUCCCCCCCCUCCUUUUACCCCCCCUCCAUUACCCCCCACCCCCGUCCUGAUUUUUCACAUUUGCUGCCUGGUCACCCGACUCCCUGCCCUCCCGAUCUCUGCAGACCGAGCACCCCCGGCCCCCGCCCGGUGCGGCUGCCAGCUCUGCCGGCGGCUGCGGGGAGAGACGGGUUAAAGGGCUUAACUUCCUCCUCUGCCUCCUGCCGCGCUCCGGUGACGCCGCUUGCCGCCGGGACUUGACCAAGUAUGUCUGUUUCCCACUGAGAGACAGACAGACGGACGGACGGACAAGCCUCGCCGGCAGGGGGAGGCUGCGGAACCCAGGCGUCCGGCUCCGAGCGAUCCCUGCUGCCGCGCGGCUCAUCAUGCCCUUCCGAAAAGCCUGCGGGCCGCAGCUUACCAAUUCCCCCACUGUGAUCGUUAUGGUUGGCCUUCCAGCUCGGGGGAAGACUUAUAUCUCCAAGAAGCUGACUCGCUACCUCAAUUGGAUUGGCGUCCCAACAAAAGUUUUCAACGUGGGAGAGUAUCGCCGGGAGGCGGUGAAGCAUUACAGCUCCUAUGACUUCUUCCGCCCCGACAACGAGGAGGGCAUGAAUGUCCGGAAACAAUGUGCCUUAGCCGCCUUGAGAGACGUCAAGUUGUACCUGUCGGAGGAAGGUGGCCAGAUCGCGGUUUUUGAUGCUACCAACACAACAAGGGAGAGAAGAGGAAUGGUCUUAAACUUUGCCAAAGAAAAUGGGUUCAAGGUGUUCUUCAUUGAAUCUGUUUGCAAUGACCCAUCCGUGGUUGCCACCAAUGUUAUGGAAGUUAAAUUGUCCAGCCCAGAUUAUAGGGACUGCAACUCUGCUGAUGCCAUGGAAGACUUUAUGAAGAGAAUCAAUUGUUACCAGGCCAGUUACCAGCCGCUUGACCCAGAUAACUAUGACAGGGAUGUGUCUCUGAUCAAAGUGAUUGACGUUGGCCGGAGGUUCCUGGUGAACAGGGUCCAGGAUCACAUCCAGAGCAGGAUUGUCUAUUACCUAAUGAACAUCCACGUCCAGCCGCGCACCAUUUAUCUCUGUCGACACGGCGAGAGUGAAUUCAACCUCAAAGGGAGGAUUGGAGGCGACUGUGGACUCUCCAAUAGGGGCAAGAAGUUUGCCAGCGCAUUGAACAAAUUUGUUGAGGAGCAGAACCUGAAGGACCUCAAAAUCUGGACCAGCCAACUCAAGAGGACAAUCCAAACGGCGGAAGCCCUCAAGCUGCCCUAUGAACAGUGGAAGGCGCUCAACGAAAUUGAUGCUGGUGUAUGUGAAGAGAUGACUUACGAAGAGAUCAAGGCGCAGCACCCGGAGGAAUAUGCUUUACGCGAUCAGGACAAGUACUAUUACCGCUACCCUUCUGGAGAGUCAUACCAAGAUCUGGUGCAGCGCCUGGAGCCAGUCAUCAUGGAGCUGGAGAGGCAGGAGAACGUCCUUGUGAUCUGUCACCAGGCUGUGAUGCGGUGCCUUCUGGCUUAUUUCCUAGACAAGAGCGCGGCUGAAAUGCCCUACCUGAAAUGCCCCCUUCACACGGUGCUGAAGCUGACACCUGUGGCCUAUGGUUGCCGAGUGGAGUCCAUCUGUCUGAACGUCGAAGCGGUGAACACCCACAGAGACCAGACAGAGGAAGCAAAGAAGGGACCUAACCCGCUCAUGAGACGUAAUAGUGUUACCCCUCUAGCGAGCCCAGAGCCCACCAAAAAACCGCGCAUCAACAGCUUUGACGAGCAUGUGGCUUCUUCUGCUGCUGCCCUGCCAGUCUGUAUGCCCCAAGAGGUGCCCACGCAGCUGCCUGGACAAAACAUGAACAGCUCCCAGAAGCAAUCGUGAUUUCUUCAGGGCCGUUGGAAGCCUACAGAUGAUGCCGACCCCAUUUCAUCGUCAUUUCUGAUGUUUGCUUGUAUCGUACUCCUCCAUUCGACUCCAAGGUUGCCCCUUGGCUGCUUCUACCACAGCUGUUCAUCUGCCGACUGGACUGGAUUGAGCUGGGGGAGGGGAGAGAGAGAGAAGAGCUCAUCAGCCUGGAAAAAGUGGAUUCAACAACAGAUCCAUAGGCCAUCUCUUUGUGUGUCUCCUUGGGUGUUUGAUAUAUCUUAGCAAGCUGUAAAGUGCUUCUAGUGCACUGAGUUUCUGGACUUUGUUUUUGUGUAUAAGUGACAUGACCUUGCAGGGAUGGCUGGUACUGCCCCGUCUCCUCCCGUUCGUGUGUGUAUAUAUGUGGAGGAGGCAGGGUGAGCAGAGAAAUGCAAAAGGGGAGGGGUGUCUUUAACUCCUCCAUGCACCGGACACUCCUUAUUGGUACCAGCGAUGGCCUGUGACACGCACGCAGCCAGUCUCUUCAGGGCACGUGACCUGAGGGCAGAGACAGUUGGGCAACAUCUUUGGCUGUUCAAGCCGAACUCUACGGCCGCUUUUAACAAAACAAUCUUACAGCUCUGUAAAUAUCAGAGGGAUCUGCCGAGUGUGUACGUCUGCUUCGGAAACAAAUGGAAUCUGCAUUUAGCCUCGACCUGAGAUGCGCUGCCUGAGGGGAGAUGGUUUGAGCCACUUGCUGACUUGACAUGGCAGUGAGGCUUGGAUUGGGGGGGAAGCCCCACUUUGCUGUUGUUUGGAUUAGGUUGGGGGAGGGGAGGAGCACAGGCCUGUGUGACCCAAGAGGCGUUUCCUUGUAAUUAAUCUCCACACCCUCUACUUCCCAGAGGUUUUUACCCUGUGCUUGAGCAGGAUUUACUGUUCUAAAGUAGGUGGCUAGGCUAGGUUAGGUGGGUUUGGCAGACACACAGCCCUCUUGGGAUUGCAUCGAGGUCUGUCUGUGAAGAGCAAGUUCUUUUUUGUGUGUGUGUGUGGAAAAAUCCACAAUCAGAGGCAUUUAAACAAUAGUUUCUUUUUAUAAACUGCUUGUUUUUGCACUUUACAUGUGGCAGGGGUGUGCUCCCCCCCCCAUCCUGCCUCUUACAGAUGAAGCCUAGAUACUUGGAUGCUGUACUGCGUGAGCUGAAAGAUGAAGACUGCAAAGCAGUGGGUAGUUACAGUGUUAGCUGUGGAGAGGGGAGGAGGGUGGGUGUGAGGUACUAAUUUAUGGACUAGUUGUAGGGACUGGCCAACUUCCAGUUGUUCUGUAUGCGAGUCUCUUCUUGGCCGUCUGUUCUGUGCUUCAAGUUAAGGGAUUUAAACCCAAGAAUAACCACUACUGUGUCAUUUGUGCAGAAGUUUGUGUGCCCGUGUGCGCUUGUAUUAUCCUUGUACAGCAUUUUCUCCAGCCCGGCCUCACUCCAGAAACGGGGAGAGGAGGAGAAUAUUGAAGUAGUGUCUCAUUUUUUCCCUUGGCCUGCCAAGCCCUAAAUCUUGGCUAGUCCCCGUGCUCUCUUUUGACCCCGCCGCACGCUCUCUCCGGUGCGCGAGCGCUGAGCCAAAAAGCCGAGUGGAGCUCAAGCAAUACGUUAUUGUCUUAACGGUUUAAAGUGCAGAGGAGGUACCGUACAGUCCAUUAGCAAAGUGGGCGGGGUCCUGAGCUGUCAGCAUGGUACUGGGGAGUUCUCCAUUCUUGUUCGUUUUAUUUCUUUAUAUUCAUUCUUGCUUCAGGUAACGGUUAGUAGGUGAGGUUCCUGCAGAUGGGAGCAGAAAGGCUCUGGUGGAAUGUGGUUAUUUCUUUGGCAAGGUGAACCGCAGUGCCUAGUGCUUUAGUCUUGCACAGUGAAAAUGCUUUGUACAUUUGUACCUUUUAAAGCAGCACCAGGGAAGGGCUGGUAGUGGCUCUCUCAGCCCAUAUCCGACCAUUGAAGAUAUUUUUAUUGGUGAUCUGCCAAUGUGAGGUUUGUUUAUAUACAGCUAUUCUUGUAAUGAUGAAGUGGAAGAUUUUUGUUUUUGAAUAGCUGAUAAAUCCAGAGUUCCCUUUUUGCCUGCGUGUUUUAUGUCUGCCAUUUAGUUUCAUUCGUUUUAGAGAGACUAAUUGUUAGAGAGUGAGUGACCUAUCUUUUGAACUGCUUCCUGAGGAGCUUAACUUUCUCCCCCUGCUACGGAAAGAUAACGCAGCAAACGCAAACAUUAGGGCCCGUGAUCCAUUUUACACACACCCAAACUUCAGAACAAACUUUAUCUCCGGUUCUGAAAAUAACUUCAUAUUGGUGGGGCCUACAAAAAAUAAUGUUAAUCUGUCUGAAAAGGAGUGUGUUUACUUGAAAGGGAAAGUGGUGGAAUAUCGCUUGAAACCAAUCCCCCGAUGCAAAGAGGAGGGAGUUAGGCGGGCAAAGGGGCUUCCUGGGAUUGGUUCUCUGUCCAUCGUGUUCCCCUGGAAACCUGACACCAAUUCUAGAGCAAAUAUUGGGCAUGGGCCGUGCCAUUAUAAGACAGGGUGGGUGGGCAGAAGGGGCUGCUUGAACCACACCAGUGACUUCGUUCGUUUGUUUGUUUUGUGAGACUUGAAUUUAUUUUUUUAUAAUUUUGAUAGCGAAGUGCUGUUUAUUUAUUUAAUGUAUACUGCAGAGCUUGGAGAGAAGGGUAGGUCUUUUGGGGUUUAUUUUAUUUUGACUUGUGAUAUGUUACUUGUAUUCUGUAUAUAUGUCUGGAAUAAUUGCCUGAGAUGAAAGCUGUGCCAGUUUAAGAACAGGGUAUGCCUUUCAGAAAUUUGUAUAUUUUGCAGUUGCUGGACCAAUAAAAUACCUUGUUGAAAUAUA
Chelonia mydas (Green sea turtle) is the source of this 5573-nucleotide messenger RNA. It is a transcript of the gene PFKFB3, whose product is annotated as 6-phosphofructo-2-kinase/fructose-2,6-biphosphatase 3. The coding region runs from base 1246 to 2730 and encodes 494 amino acids. Gene Ontology annotation, biological process: fructose metabolic process; fructose 2,6-bisphosphate metabolic process. Gene Ontology annotation, molecular function: ATP binding; 6-phosphofructo-2-kinase activity; fructose-2,6-bisphosphate 2-phosphatase activity. The transcript has 15 exons. Lineage: Eukaryota; Metazoa; Chordata; Testudines; Cheloniidae. Gene Ontology annotation, cellular component: cytosol. The record is from RefSeq and is a predicted model, not a curated record.